Molecule: messenger RNA, 1557 nt
Organism: Malania oleifera
Lineage: Eukaryota; Viridiplantae; Streptophyta; Magnoliopsida; Santalales; Ximeniaceae
Product: F-box/kelch-repeat protein At3g06240-like
Exons: 1
Coding region: 418-1209 (263 amino acids)
Molecular function (GO): protein binding
Source: RefSeq, a predicted model, not a curated record
GAAGAAGUAAUCGAAUUUUCCUUUAAAUUUCUCAUUCUUCUUAUUUUUGUUCUUGUUCUUCGAAAUUGCGAGGGUCAUGCGGCUCAGAUCGAUGGCCGAGAACUUGCCUGGCUCGGUGAACAGGGUUGGCUCACCCGCUGGGUGGACCGACCUAACCCCGCUUAACCUGCUUAAUAAGCAGGUUGGGUUCAAGUUGAUCCGAUUCAGUUUGUAUUAAAAACAAAUUCAAUUUAAAAGGACGGAUCACAGGUCAUCUAUUGAAUUUCGACCCAUUUUGCCACCCUUAGAUUGGGUUCAAGUUGAUCCGAGUCAGUUUGCAUUAAAUUCAAAUUAGGACGGAUCACAGGUCAUCAUCCAAUUUCGACCCAUUUUGCCACCCUUAUAAAUCCUCUCCCUCUCUCUCAGCGCAGUGUAUCAAUGGCGAGUGGAGAUAUGCCAGAGGACCUGGUUGAAAACAUUCUCCGGAGGUUGCCUGUGAAAUCUCUGUUGCGAUUUCAGUGCGUCCGCAAAUAUUGGUGUACCCUGCUAAAAAACCCUAGCUUCAUUGCCGACCAUUUCUGCUUCAGUUCAAACCACAAUGACAACAAGAGAAACGUCUUGUGGAUCUCUAGAUGUUACUACAGUCGCGGCACCUGCUACUGCAUCUCCAUAAACCCGCCCCAUCUGUUGGUGCCAGUUGAGCUUCCACUCAAGGGUGGCGGAAUCAGUACCUGUAUAAUGGGUCAUUGGAAUGGCAUAAUUUGCGCACUUACCAGCAUAAGGAACUUUGGUGGGUAUCCUAAUCCUAUGGGCCGCAGAUACUUUCUGUGGAACCCUGCAACUAGGGAAUACAAGGUUCUCCCCCUACUGCAAUCCCCAAAUCACUAUUCACGCCGCUAUGGUCCAGGAUUUGGGUUUGAUUCAAAAACCAAUGAUUACAAGAUUGUAAAAUUUGUCACCUAUUACUCUGAGCCUUGUAAAGCUGAGGUAUACAACCUGAGAAGUGAUACUUGGAGGGAAAUCAAGGCUCCCCCUGUAUCUUUUGAAAAGUACAUUCCCAAAUACUAUGACAGAAACAUAGAUAGAGCAAUAUUUUGGGCCGAAAUCUCAGGCGGCCCUGUGAUUGUUGGUUUGACAUGGCCGACGAAACAUUUCGUUUCAUUCCAAUGCCGCGGGAUGUACUCUCCAUUUAUAGGCGACAUCAUGUGUACCACAUGGUUAUGUUGUUGAAGGAAUCCUUUGCCUUGCUUGUUUUUCAUAUGCUGGAAUCUCAUUCCCCAUAUCAUCUAUUUGAUGUAUGGGUCAUGAGUGAACUCAGUGUUGCUGAAUCAUGGGUCAAGCUUCAUAGCGUAGUUUUACCCGAACAUUCAUUGCCAUUAGGACUAUCAAAUAAUGGUGAGUUUCUCAUCGUCAAGGGUAGAAGUGGUGCUCUUGCAUGGUAUUACCCUAUCUUAUGAAUCUAGAAUUUCAAUCAUUAGAGAGCUUCUAUCCAGGGAAAAUUCAAUGCAUCGAGUCUUUUUUUUUACACCGAGAAUCUAGUCUCACUUAGGGGACAAAAUGUGCAUAAUAUGGUUGUAA